Messenger RNA from Penaeus indicus, 4985 nucleotides. RefSeq names its product lamin Dm0-like. The transcript has 11 exons. Gene Ontology annotation, cellular component: nuclear lamina; nuclear envelope. The record is from RefSeq and is a predicted model, not a curated record. Lineage: Eukaryota; Metazoa; Arthropoda; Malacostraca; Decapoda; Penaeidae. Gene Ontology annotation, biological process: heterochromatin formation; nuclear migration; nuclear pore localization. Gene Ontology annotation, molecular function: structural constituent of cytoskeleton. Bases 95 to 1873 code for a protein of 592 amino acids.
CCGUGUGCUCAGUGUUGACAGUGCGGCUUGUGGAGGUCUAGGUGGUGGCGGUGGCAUAGUACAAUCCCCUCGUUUAGUGCAGUGAAGUCCCACGAUGUCGACUCGUAGCACAUCCCGAAAGGUGACGAUGGUGACCACAACGAGCUCGAGUAGUAGUAGUGGCGGCACGGAGACGCCGAAAGCAGGCACGAGCACCCCGGGUUCGGCCAAGGUUCGCUCUUCGCCCCUGAGCCCCACACGCCUAUCCCGAUUGCAAGAGAAGGCCGAGUUGCAGAAGCUCAAUGAUCGUCUGGCGGCCUACAUCGACCGGGUGCGGCAGCUCGAGGUGGAGAACAGGAGCCUCAACAUGCAGGUGGAGACGAUACAGGAGUCCAUGACCAAGGAGGUGACGUCCAUGAAGGGGCUGUACGAGCAGGAGCUGUCCGACGCCCGCAAGCUCCUCGACGACACCGCCAAGGAGAAGGCGCAGCUGCAGAUCGACGUCGGGAAACUGCGCUCAGACAACGAGGAGAUCCGCCUCAGGUUGCUGAAGAAGGAGCGUGACUUGAAUGCCGCCGAGAAGGCCCUAACUGCCGCUGAGGGCCAGGUGAAUGACCUCACAUCAAAGCUCCAAGUGUCUGAAGCAGAGAGGAAAAAGCUGACUGCUGAAAUCAGGGAACUUCGUGAUGAGGUGGCCAGGCUGGGCCGCCAACUGGCUGAAGCCAAGCAACAGUUGGAGAGCGAGACACUGAUGAGAGUCGACCUGGAGAACCGUUGCCAGUCACUCAGGGAGGAGUUGCAGUUCAAGCAGCAGGUGUACGAACAGGAGAUCACUGAGACGAAGAAGAGAAAGCAGGUAGAGAUCUCUGAGCUCGAUGGCCGGCUCCAGGUAGAGUACGAGGCCAAGCUGACUGAGGCUUUGAAGGAUCUCCGCGAUCAGUACGAGGAGCAGCUCAGGAAUAAUCGCUCUGAGGUUGAAUAUCUUUACGAGACAAAGAUUGAGGAGCUUAACAGACGCGACCAGCGUUCUACUGAAGAUACAGAUGCUCUGACAACUUCCCUAAGAGAAGCCAAGAGCAAAGUUCAGGACCUCUCCUCACGUCUUACAAAUCUGGAGAGCACCAACAAUGCACUCAAGCAACGUGUGCUCGACCUGGAGGGACAGCUGGAGGUCGACAGAGACUCCCAUGCUGCGGAGGUACUGAUGCUCAAGGAGGAGAUCAUGCGUCUGCAGAACCAGAUGCAGGUGCAGCUUCAGGAAUACCAGGAUCUUAUGGACAUCAAGGUGGCCCUAGACAUGGAGAUUGCAGCUUACAGGAAGCUCUUGGAGGCUGAGGAAGCUAGGUUAAACAUCACAGUGUCCUCAAGUGCCACAGAGAGAGAAACCCCAUACAGGCGAACACCUCAGAGGGGAAUGAAACGCAAGAGGCAAGUCAUUGAGGAGGAGUUCCAGAAGUCGGCAUACCAGUCCACAGCUAGAUCGGUGGGAGACAUUGACAUCGUCGAGGACUGCCCCGAGGGAAAGUUCGUCAAGCUGUACAACAAGAGUGACAAGGACUUUGCCAUCGGUAGUUACCAAGUGAUCCGCACAGCUGGCGAUGCGGAAACCAUAUACAAAUUCCACUCCAAGUCCAAGAUCCCAUCCGGCGCUACUGUCACCAUCUGGUCCUGCGAUGCUGAGGCCACCCACGAACCCCCUCUCAAUAUUGUCAUGAAGAACCAGAAGUGGGUGGUUUCUGACAACAUGUCCACAAAGCUGCUGAGCACCAGUGAGGAAAUGGCAGUACGAGAGACCAAACGAGAAGUUACAUAUGAAAGCUCCUCAAGAUUGCCAGAGCCCAAGGAAGAGGAGGAGGAGGUAUCGCGACUAUACACUGGUUGCAUCCUCGCUUAAAACACCUACCUACCACCUAAGAGCUCCUCCUGCAGUCAGAAGUGCGGACGGAUCAUCCCCCGAGAAGUGCAGCAUCAUGUGAGUGGCGAGGCGACGAGGGUUAGCCCUAGGUUGCCUGAUGCCUAAUUGGCUCCCACCCAGUUUUACGUACAAAAUGACCUCCAUCCCUCUGAGCCGCACGCUUCCUGUAUCAGGAUGGUUUCGCUGAGUUUCGAAAUAAAAAAAAGGGGCCUGAGUUCUUUUGAAGGUGAUUUUUUUUUUUUUUUUUUUUUUUUUUUUUUUUUUUUUUUUUUUUUUCUCUCUCUCUUUCUUUCUCUCUCUCUCUCUUUCUUUCUCUCUUUCUUUAUCUCUUUCUUUCUUUAUCUCUUUCUUUUUAAAGUGAUAUGCAAGAGUCCAUAUAAUUGCAUGUUUAUCUUUUUUUUUUUCUUUUUGAUUAUAUAGUGAUUUAUGUGAAAAUGCUGCAAGAAGUAAGAUAUAUACAUAUAUAUAUAAAUAUAUAUUUAUAGAUGUAUUGUAAACACAUUUGAGUAGGUAUCAUCUCCGUAUCUAUGUUUAUACUGUACAUUGAACAUGAAAAUUUGAUUGGCUGUUGCAUUGUCAAAGGAAGUGAUGUGGUUUUGAGAGGACUAGGAAACAAAGGCCAGUUAUGAAAUUGCUUGUUACUUAAAGACAUUAGUGCUGAGCAUCAGAAGCUGGAUGGGGUCACCAAGAGGAAGUGCUGAUCGAGAACUUUUUUGUGUCGUAAAGGGAUCUCACAUUUUUAAGAGGAGUAAAUCACAAGCCUUUCGUGGGGGGCGCGGGAUGAUUCGGUCCUGUGCCAGGAUACAAAGGACAAUUUUGUUAGAAGGGUUCAUUUGUUUUAACAUGGAGGAAAGAAAAAAAAAAAAGAGAUGAGAUAAAACGAUGAAAACAAACAAGGAAGAAAAAAAAAAUGAACAAACCAGAAUUUUUAUGUUGGCCUGAAUUUGGGUAGGUAAGUAUAUACCCCUUGCUGUAUGGAGUACAUGCCGGUUCUCAAAAAAAAAGGGGAACGGCAUUCGCUUACAUAUAUAUAAUUUUUUGUUUUGUUUUUCUUUCAUUUUAGAUUUUUUCUUUUUUUCUUUUGGUUGCCUAAUGAUAAAACCAAACUUUUACGGUGGUUUGUAUGACGAGGUCAGAGAGUUUUGCUUCAUGUGCUUAUUCUUCUUGGAUAUUAAUAAAAACUUUAAAAAACUUCAAAAAAAAAAAAUAAAAAAAAGACUUAACAUUUUCGAAGUGCAAGCAUACUAAGUAUUAUAAGUAAGGAGAGAACAGUGUUAAUUUACCUGUUAAGGAGGAGAGGCCUGCCAUUUUUGGGAAGGGAAUAUAAGGUGGGAGAGGAAGAGAUCACCAGAGGAAGCAAAACGCCACACACUGUGAGGAAGCUUAUCUCUCACACAAGGGUUGUACUUCUUGUCUUUUCAGUUACUGUUAUUAUGAUGAUUAUUUGUUAUUCAAGUUUUUCAUUAUUCGUUUUGUCAUUAAUGCAGAAGGAAACGAAAUUUUGCCAACAAUUGGGUUUUAUCAUUUUCUUUUAUAUGAUUGAUGUCGGUAAUUGUUUUCAAUGUUCUAAGUAUAUUUAAAACGAUUAGUCAUGUUUUAUUGAUUUGUGCCAAUAGAAAACAGUGAGUCAAAGAACUUUUUAUGUCCAAUUAAAAGUAAUAGAGAGAGAGAGAGAGAGGGAGAGAGAUGUCUGUGCUAUUCUCUCUCACAAAUGUUCACUGCCAUUUUGUUUCCUAAAUGUAAGUGGUGGCAGCUUCAUGUAGCUGACACUUGUUAAGGAUACCUUGUAGGGGUUAACUGUAUUGCUUUUGUUUUCUGUAUCAUUGUCCUUUUUUUUUUGUUUUUCGAUUUAUGUUUUUUAUUUGCCUCCCCACAUUAUUUCAGGUCUAUUUAUAUCAUGUCACGUCUUUGCUGAAGGCUAAGCCCAAUGAUUCCUAUUGUAAAGUAAGAUGUGGUUGUUUCUAAUAGGGUUUUAUUUUUUAUUUCUUCAGCUAUAAGGUAGGAUCAUUAACCCAGUCCCCUCCCUUUACACACACACACACACAUAUUCAAAAAGGGAAAGGAUUUGAAGGAGGUUUAUGUUGUUUUUUUUUAACUGAUUGAUUAUAUGUUCAGGAAAAGGGGAAGAAAGUAUUGGAAGAAAAGAGAAGGGAGGGGGGGAGAAGAAAAAAAGAUGAUGAUGAUUUUUAGAUUAUUUUUAAGUUUGUGAUGACCAGAUUCUGCUGACCCUAAACCUUGGACCUUGUGACCAACCAGACAACUUGCAAAUUUUUGGACACAGAACAAGGCUUAGGGAAGUCGAUGGCCUCUUUAACAUUGUAAUGAAGGCUAACACUCGUUUGCACGCUUAUCUCAGCACACUGCCGCAGCAACCUCUAUGUAAGGAGAUAGAAGAAGGCCAGGCACAUUUUGCAGUCCUUAUGGUAAAUUAAAUUAUUAUUAUUAUUAUUAUUAUUAUUAUUAUUAUUAUUAUUAUUAUUGUUGUUAUUGUUUCUCUCUCCUAAUAUCCCCAUUCUCUUUUUUGUUUUCUUUCUCCCCAUUGCCAAUAGUACUAUACAAAUCUCAUCUUAUGUUGAUGCUAGUUUCAUUCUACUCCUUACAUGGGUUGCCGCAGCUUGUAAGUUUUACAGAGGAAAAAAGUCUUUUUAUGUUUGUUAGCCCAGAGAAAUAAAAAUGAAUAUAUAUAUAUAUUUUCAUGAAUCCCACUAUCAGAAUUGUAAAAAAAAAACACACAAAAAAAUGGCACUUGAGGUAUGCUGUAGGAAUUCUUCCCACAUAUUCCCUCAAGAAAAAUUAUAUAUUGUAAAAAAAAAAAAAAAAAAAAAAGAGUGAAGAAAGACGUGUCUCGUAAUGCUGAAGAAACAAAAAGAUCUUUUAUUGAAGAGAGAAAAAAAGUAUAUCAGUUGUGUAACCUUUGAUUAACCUGGCUUUGUAGCGUCCAAAGUGGUUCUAGUAGUGUGCCUUCAGUGGAUAUUCUAAAAAGAAAAAAAAGAAAGCUCUUAGAAAGAAAGAAAAAAAGAUAUGUACUGUAUAAUGUUAAAAAUUGUCUUUUAAGAGUAUGGAUUUACUUUAAUAAAAGUUAAUAGAUUCA